Messenger RNA from Lepus europaeus (European hare), 2585 nucleotides. RefSeq names its product mitochondrial ribosomal protein S27 (gene MRPS27). The coding region runs from base 25 to 1272 and encodes 415 amino acids. Gene Ontology annotation, molecular function: protein binding. Gene Ontology annotation, cellular component: mitochondrion. Lineage: Eukaryota; Metazoa; Chordata; Mammalia; Lagomorpha; Leporidae. The record is from RefSeq and is a predicted model, not a curated record. The transcript is spliced from 11 exons.
CCGGCGUUCUUAGUACGCUCCAAGAUGGCGGCCCCCACAGUGCGGCGCGGGAUGUUCCUGGCGAGGAAAGUGCUGCAGCCUCGGCUCUCCCAGUCAGGUAAGAGGUGCCUGCUCUCUGCGGCGUACGUGGACAGCCACAAGUGGGAAGCAAGAGAGAAGGAAGACUGCCACCUCGCUGAUCUCGCAUCUUUGAUGGAUAAAACAUAUGAGAGAAAGUUGCCUGUGAGUUCUUUAACAAUAUCACGGUUUGUGGACAACAUUUCGUCUCGAGAGGAGGUAGACCAUGCAGAGUAUUACCUUUACAAAUUUCGACACAGCCCCAACUGCUGGUACCUGCGAGACUGGACAAUCCACACCUGGAUCAGGCAGUGUCUAAAGUAUGGUGCGGAAGACAAAGCCUUACACACUGUUCUAAACAAGGUUCAAUAUGGAAUUUUUCCAGAUAACUUUACAUUCAAUUUAUUGAUAGAUUCUUUCAUAAAGAAAGAAAAUUUCAAAGAUGCUUUGUCUGUGGUUUUUGAGGUCAUGUUGCAAGAAGCCUUUGAUGCGCCAUCCACGCAGCUUCUGUCCCUCUAUGUUUUAUACCACUGCCUGGCCAAGAAGACAGACCUCAGUUGGGAAGAGGAGCGGAACUUCGGUGCAGCCCUGUUACUUCCAGGCCUAAAGCAACAGAACUCAGUGGGUUUGAGUUCCCAGUUAUAUGGCUACGCACUUCUUGGGAAGGUGGAGCUGCAGCGAGGACUGCGGGCGGUGUACCACAACAUGCCUCUGAUGUGGAAGCCAGGCUACCUGGACAGAGCCCUGCAAGUGAUGGCGACGGCCGCCUCCUCCCCCGAAGACAGAAAGCUGUGCAGAGAAGCGCUCGACGUGCUGGAUGCUGUGCUGAAGGCUCUGACGUCCCCAGCCGCCGAGGCCUUGGAGGAGCAGCCCCAGGGAGGUGAAGGCACGCUGGGCCCAGCCCACCUGGUGGAGCAGCUAGACAUCGAGGAGACCGAGCAGUCCAAGCUUCCCCGGUACCUGGAGCGCUUCCAGGCCUUGCAGGCUGAGCUCCAGGCCCUGGGCAGAGUGGAAUCAGAAAGCCUUGUAACUCUGACCACCCAGCUGGUCAAGGAGCAGCUCCCCAGCUGUGAGGCCGAGGACCUGGCCGCCUACGAGCAGAAACAGCAGCAUUGGCGUCAGGAGCAGGUGCAGCUGAUCCAGAGGGAACGGGAGCAGCGGGAGAAGGCGAGAAAGGAGCACCAGGCCCGGCAAGCAGCAAAGGCUUCUGCGUGACAGGCCAUGGGCACCCCCCGCUCCCAGCAGCUCCUCAGUGCCCGGCCCAGGGGGCGGCAGCAGGAUGAGGUGGUUAGCCUCUGUCUGCGUGACAGGCCACGGCCCCCCACCCCACCCCGCUCCGCCAGCAGCACCUCAGUGCCCGGCCCAGGGGGCGGCAGCAGGGGGCUAUGGCCUCUGUCUGCGUGACAGGCCCCUCACCCCGCCCUGCCCCGCCAGCAGCACCUCAGUGCCCGGCCCAGGGGGCGGCAGCAGGACGAGGUGGUUAGCCUCUGUCUGCGUGACAGGCCAUGGCCCCCACCCCACCCUGCCCCCAGCAGCUCCUCAGUACCCGGCCCAGGGGGCGGCAGCAGGAUGAGGUGGUUAGCCUCUGUCGGCGUGACAGGCCACAGCCCCCACCCCACCCCACCCCGCCAGCAGCACCUCAGUGCCCAGCCCAGGAUGCGGCAGCGGGGGGCGGCAGCCUCGGCUUCCUCCUCACAGCUUCUCCUGCUCUAACGCAGACGUGUGGUGCAGGAACCACAGUGUCCCACUGUCGAGAGGCUGUCACCACCUGUCCACAAGCCCAGAAGGGCAGUGAAACUGUCGAAGUGGCCGGGAGUCCCACCGAAUCCACCAGCUCUGUACCUGUAGGGGGCUCCUGGGGCUUUCUGUGGGGGUCCAGGGGCACCAGAGGCAAUUCUCAGCUUUGAAAAUCCCAGCACCUUCUUGGUGGUAGGAGAAGGCAAGGCUGAGAGCCGGGUCUCCCAGCCCAGGCACGUGAGACCAGGUGCAGUGCGCAUGCCGACACCUGUGCCCCUGAGCCGCCUCGCCAGCCCUGAGAGCCGGCUGGGGUGCACAUACACACCCACACUCUGCCUUCCACCACGCCUCCCGCUCCGGACCUGCCCUGGGAGAAGUGCAGGAGUAAACCCAGUAGCACGAACCCUGUGGACUUCCAGGGGCAGGCACCCACAGUGACAUUUUUAGAAUGGAAGGGCUCUUGAGAAAGCCAGUCCUGGCUAGGACACCUUCGUCAACACUGGGGUCACUUUUUCCAAAGCUUUGUAUCAGCACAAUGAGCCGCUGGUGCACGUGCACACAUGCACAACCUGCGAAUGCCAAGCUGGAGACAGCGAGAUGGGCGCGGGGCUACGAGGACUGUCAGGACGGCAAGUGCCCUGAGUUGGCCCCUCUGUGACAUGGGCCGGGGCCGCUGCCCGCUGUGUCCUGUCGCCGGGAAGUACAGUGCCAGCUUUCCCUCGGGCCUGUGCUCCUCUGUGAAGAACCUGUGGAAAUAAAUGUGCUGGCAUUGUUUGUGUGUGUUCAGUGUC